Molecule: messenger RNA, 690 nt
Organism: Thelazia callipaeda (thelaziosis nematode)
Lineage: Eukaryota; Metazoa; Nematoda; Chromadorea; Rhabditida; Thelaziidae
Source: the annotation of a GenBank genome assembly
AAUAGUACAAAGCGAUGCACUCACUACAAUGAUAAAUAUCGUUAUCAAAUGUUACAAGACGCUGGAAUGCUAAAUCAAUGGAUAAUGGCUAAUAAUCCAGAAGAUGCUGGCCGAAACUUCGCUCAUUCAUUCGAAAAUACAAUUGAUGUAGAAAGUGAAUAUUUGCAAGUGAUGGAUGAUGAUGCUUUUACUCUUAAUAGCCAAUUGAGAAAAAUACUUGCUGAUGAAAAUAACAGUACUACUACAUUACUGAAUAUACCAUUCUCAGACGAUACUCUUUCAAACGAUGCAAAUAAAAAAUUUACAAAACCUUGUCAAAUAGAUGAAAAUAAAUUCAUACCAGUUGGAAAAUGUAUCUCACAAGGUAAGCAAGAAUUCAAUGAAUACAGUACACUGUGUACAUCUUGUCGUGGUAUCUACAUAUUAAGUAAAAUGUGUUUUCCAAGAUUUAUCAAUGCCUUACAAUGUGAAAAACAAAACAAAAAGAUGGGAUGCAUUUUUGACAAAAUUACAAAACAAGCACAUGGUUCAUGUCAUAUGCGUACAUUGACAUUCCAAGUACUGUGGAAUAGAGGAAGUGAAAAUUGCCAAGACUGGUCCUAUGAGUACAUUCAAGUUCCAUCGGGUUGUGAAUGUCAUCUCAAAACCAUGUCUUCUUUGCUACAAGCUAUAAAACCCUUCAUGUCAUAA